Messenger RNA from Theobroma umbraticum, 1183 nucleotides. Its product is annotated as ER lumen protein-retaining receptor-like. Gene Ontology annotation, cellular component: membrane. Gene Ontology annotation, biological process: protein retention in ER lumen. The record is from RefSeq and is a predicted model, not a curated record. Gene Ontology annotation, molecular function: ER lumen protein retrieval receptor activity. Lineage: Eukaryota; Viridiplantae; Streptophyta; Magnoliopsida; Malvales; Malvaceae.
AGAAAAAGGGGAAGGGGAACCAAAAAUCCAACAGAAAAAGAAAAACUUGGAAACUACAAGAUCUAAGUCUAACCCACACUUGUGAGAAGAAAAUAAAGAAAAGAAAGGCCGUUCCGUUGGAAGCGAUUGCGUUUUGAUUUAGAAGAAGAAGAAGAAGGGAAUUUAGGGUUUUAGGGAUCAGUGGAAGAGAGAAAAUGAAUAUAUUCAGACUAGCAGGUGACAUGACUCACCUGGCCAGCGUUCUGGUAUUGCUCCUCAAGAUCCACACCAUCAAAUCUUGCGCCGGUAUUUCUCUGAAGACACAAGAACUUUACGCCAUCGUUUUCGCUAGUCGUUACUUGGACAUUUUUACUGAUUUUAUAUCUCUUUACAACACUUGCAUGAAAUUAAUAUUUUUGGGAAGCUCGUUUUCGAUUGUUUGGUACAUGCGUCGCCAUAAGAUUGUUCGAAGGUCUUACGAUAAAGACCAGGACACUUUCCGCCAUUAUUUUCUUCUGUUGCCUUGCCUGCUCUUGGCCCUCCUCUUUAAUGAGAAAUUCACCUUCAAGGAGGUAAUGUGGACCUUUUCGUUGUAUCUAGAAGCCGUUGCCAUACUCCCUCAGCUUGUUCUCUUGCAAAGGACUAGAAACAUUGACAACUUGACCGGCCAAUAUGUAUUUCUUCUUGGUGCAUAUCGAGGGUUAUACAUUCUUAACUGGAUUUAUAGAUACUUCACUGAAUCACACUAUGUUCACUGGAUACCUUGGAUUUCUGGGCUCAUUCAGACACUCGUUUAUGCUGACUUUUUCUACUACUACUUUGACAGCUGGAAGAACAACAAAAAGCUCCAGUUGCCAGCUUGAGUUCCUCAUGCAUCAUGACAUGCAGAGGAUUUCCAUCAGUACCUGGGAUAUGUUCAUUCGUAGAGAACUGAGCUAAACGUUUGUUGAAUUUUGUUUUGCUAUGGAUACUGCCAUCCCAUUUUACAUGUCACUUAGGGAUGUAUACCUUUUUAGAUUAAAGAUGAAUCAUGUCAUAGUUCAUAGGAAGGAUUUCAAGGUUAAGAAAAAUGAAUCUUAGCUUCAGUGUGCCGUCUGUGACGUGAAAAUCAACUUAAUUUCUCAAUUUAUGUGCUGAAAUUGUCGAGUUGUACCUCUGGGUCGGAGCCCCUUUUGUUUUGAUGUAAAUUGUUGAUCCUGAUGCA